Exophiala xenobiotica is the source of this 1204-nucleotide messenger RNA. RefSeq lists its product as uncharacterized. Gene Ontology annotation, molecular function: aspartic-type endopeptidase activity. Bases 504 to 1133 code for a protein of 209 amino acids. The transcript has a single exon. The record is from RefSeq and is a predicted model, not a curated record. Gene Ontology annotation, biological process: proteolysis. NCBI's taxonomy places the organism in Eukaryota, Fungi, Ascomycota, Eurotiomycetes, Chaetothyriales, Herpotrichiellaceae.
CCAGAAUAUUGGGAGGUGCUUCGGGGUGCACUACAAGCCCCGGAAAAUGAUGAAAGGCCCCUCUUCUGCAACAAUUCAUGGACCAUGUCUCAAAACCGGAGAGCCACAGCUGUUACGAGCGCAUAGUUCACCCUAUGCUUGCAGGAGUUUGCAACUUGCCGCCAUGCUGCAUUGCCUUGAAGGACGACACUUAGCUUGUACGACACUCUGCAUAUCUGCGAGAAGCAGAGGCUCUCAAGGUGUAAAAAGUGGAGUGAUAACACCUCUUCGCAUAUAAGAGGUAGCAACAGCACUCUGCCUAGGCGACCCGAUUGCUGGUGAUGAAGAACAUCGAAGGGUCUUAACCUGUCGUCGAAUCGUUGAUCAAAGUCCGCUCUGCAAGUGAAGAUAACCGAGCCUUCGGUUGUGAGGAAAUACUGGAGGCAGCCCUAUCCUGAACAAUUCAGAAUCGGAGCAGCUUAGUUGUCUUAAUUUCAUUGAAUGAAAUAUUUCAUGCCGGAGACAUGACGAGAUCCUUUCGAAAAGCCCAUAAUCGAAGUCCAAGGCGUUCGGCGCCUCAGACCCAUGUCCUGCAAGAAGGCGAGUCCGUCCGCCUUUCCCAACGAAGAUGUCCGAAGAAGGAAGACGUCGCGGGAAAAUGUACCGACUCACACUGCAUCGGCAAAGUCAUGGUGGUGAAUUGGAGAAGGCCACAACUCAACCCUUUCAUUGUCCUCAUGUUCAUACAUCUGGAGAAUGAUAGCGCUCGGGUCGAGAGCCACAAGCGUCCAACGACGACACCACGACGUGUGCUUCUCGACACCGGGGCCGACUUCAAUCUGGUCUCUCAUGAUGCUUAUGCUCAGCUCAAUGUGGAGAAGAGACCCUACCAGGGCCUCGUACACUCCAUUGGAGGAUAUAGCGAGCUGGAAAGCACCGUUUUUCUCCGCUGGCAUUUCCGGGUUCCCGGCUCGAAGUCUGUUCGGUCAUCUGAACAUAAUGCCCCAUUCCACAUACUGCAGAAAGGCUCUGAUGCCAAAUUCGACUGUAUUAUCGGCCGUCCAUGGAUCCUGGAAAACUGGACGGAAUUCCUCGCUCUGGUCGAGGACAACCGAAAGAAGCAAAUGGGACAGGAUGACAACCUAAAAGCUUGAAUUUUCCUUUCGAAAAAGUAUUCAGCAACAGCGGCGCACCACGGGCGGUUUUCGUGACGGGUAUUUGCCAG